Molecule: messenger RNA, 714 nt
Organism: Didymodactylos carnosus
Lineage: Eukaryota; Metazoa; Rotifera; Eurotatoria; Philodinida; Philodinidae
Source: the annotation of a GenBank genome assembly
AUGAUUGACCUUGAUAGACCAUCGAAUUGUGAUGAAUGUAAAAAGUAUAGUAAUGGUUUAUGCCCAUCGGGCUGCCAAUCAUAUAUCGAUAAUCGAGAGGUACCGUAUUAUCUAUUGGUUAAACAGUCAGAUCAUGCCAAACAUACCGUACCGAUUGGAAUAAUUGUAACAACAAGCGGAAUACCUGAUGCUGGUCUCGGUACAUUUGCAUUAAAAAAAUUUAAGAAAAAUACAUUUUUUGGACCGUAUACAGGUGUGAAACAUCGUUCAAAUGACAGAGCAAAUGAUUCUGGUUAUGCGUGGACAAUUGAAGAUAUUGAGGGAAAUGUUUAUAACUACGUUGAUGCCAAUGAUCCACGACGAUCGAAUUGGUUGCGAUACGUUAAUUGUCCAAAUAAACAAGAAAAUGAAAAUUUAAUGGCUGUUCAAUUUAAUGGAGAACUGUAUUAUAAAACAUUAAGAGACAUCGAGGCUGGAGAAGAAUUAUUUGUUUAUUAUGGAGAAGAAUAUGCAAAAGCGUUGGGAAUAAAACCAUUUGAAUAUCCUGCAGAAUCAGAGCAAGAUUCUGCUCCUAUAAUUCCACCACCUAUGUCUAUAUCAUCUUUCAGUCGUAAACGUUCUACAACGUCUCAAAAAUCAUAUUCAAAUAAAAAACGUAAAACUAAACCAACAGAAUUAGGAAUACGUGAAAAACAACAGCAAAGAGUUUACUAA